Rotaria sordida is the source of this 924-nucleotide messenger RNA. Lineage: Eukaryota; Metazoa; Rotifera; Eurotatoria; Philodinida; Philodinidae. The record is from the annotation of a GenBank genome assembly.
AUGUAUGAGAAUAACUCAUUAACAACAAAUAUUGAAUCAUGGUUUAUUCCUUUCGAUAUUCUUAAUAUUCUAUGUCUUUUUUUGGUUAUUAUAUUUGCUUCAAUAUUUUUACUUAUUAUCAUAUGUGAUAAAACAUGUCAUACAGUACCAAUGAUACUUGUUGCUAAUUCAUGUUUAGCUGAACUUCUAAUUACAAUUGUUUUGUUUUGGAUGGCUGUAUUUGCAUUACAAAAUGAUCUUAAACGACAACAAUAUGAAGAUUUGUUUUGUAUCUUUCGAGGUUAUAUGAUUUAUGUUACUUGUUUUACACAAAAUUAUUCUUAUUUUCUCCAAGCAAUUUAUCGAUAUCUAACAAUUGUUUAUCCAUCUCGUUUAUUUUGGCAAUCAAAACGGGUUCAAAUUUUUUUCAUUAGUUUAAGUUGGAUCAUCGGUUUUAUAUGUGCUCUUCCACAUGUAUUCACUGGUGAAAUCAAAUAUCUUGUUGAUGAUCAACUAUGUCAAAUGCCUCUUCAUCUUUCUAUUGUCACAGUUUAUAAUGUUAUUUUGCUCUAUUUAAUUCCUAUGAAUGGCAUAAUAUUUAUUUAUUUUAAAUUAGUUCGAUAUGUUAAAGAAAUGGGUAAACGUGUAACAUCUGCAAAUAUUUUAUUUCGUGUACAGAGGGAAUUAAAAAUGGUACGUAAAAUAGUUAUACUUGUAUCAAUUUUAGUAGCAUUUGGUUUACCUUAUACAACCUUCGUAUUUAUUGGUUUCUUUACUCAACCACCAAAAUAUCAUUUUCGUAUUGCUUAUACAUUUAUUAGUGUAUCAUUGAUAUUUAUUAUGAUUGCUGUAUUUCAUAGUACAGAUCCAUUGAAAGCAUUUGCAAGGAAAAAAAUAAUCAAAAGAUCAACAAUGACAGUACAAACAGUGCAACAAAAUACUUAA